This is a messenger RNA of Schistosoma haematobium, 2318 nucleotides long. RefSeq lists its product as uncharacterized. The transcript has a single exon. Lineage: Eukaryota; Metazoa; Platyhelminthes; Trematoda; Strigeidida; Schistosomatidae. The record is from RefSeq and is a predicted model, not a curated record. Bases 118 to 996 code for a protein of 292 amino acids.
UUUUGGCAACAAAUAAAUAAUAAUAAUACAAGUGGUGACUCAGAUUUUGGAAAUAAAUUAGCUGUAUAAUUGCCGGUGAUUUCUGGAGCUAAUAUUAUUGGCAAAAAAAAAAAAAAAAUGUCGAUUUCUUUCGAACAGUUGCGGUUAAUAUUACAGCACCAGCAGAAGAUGUUGGCCUUGCAACAACAACUAUUUGAAACAGUUUUGGGCAGACUUUUCAUUCAACCAGAAAAUAAGGAAUCUAUUUAUGUUGCAGAUAAUGGUGCAGCAAUGGACAACUCAGAAGCAUAUCCUGUGGAGGAUUCACAUCCCCUUAUACCUGAAUCAGAACGUAAUAUUUGUAACGUAUCCGGCUCACAGCAAGAAAAUACUGUUCUAAAUGCUCAUGAAGUUGUGACAAUACCAGAUGAUCAAGAACCAGAUCCUGUAGAUGAAGCCCAGAGUCCAGAAUUGAAUGAAACGCUACUGGUUCUGUCUAGCUCUGAAAAUAAACUCCAGCUAGAACAAAAUUGUGGUCCACGUGCUAUUAGUCGAGAAAGCUAUGGUGACUCGUAUUCAGAAAAUAACUGGAGCAACACGAUGAACCAAAUUGUACCAGAUGUUACUCAAAAUCACCGGAAGACAGAAUUUUAUAUUGAGUCAACCUAUCCCAUUUCUAAUGACAGUGUGCCAGAUAUUGAUUCUCAGAAUAAUGCAUAUGAUUUUGAUGAAACUUCUUAUAACAAUGAGGGAAAUAUGUCAGCUGAGUCGAAUGAUGGCCAAAAAUCUAAUUUAAUUCUGUUAGACGUUGACUUUCUUAAUGACUCGUUAUCUGCUAACGAGAUUCAUAAUGAAUUUGAAAAUAAUGAACUCAGGUCAAAGGUCGUUCAUCAUCAUCUAGUCAUUUUUAGUGGCUUCUCCAGUCAAUACGAGAAACAUGGUUUAAAUAAAGUCCUACUAGUUGUAUUUUGGAGCCAUAAGGACCCAACAUUAUUUCGAGGAGGAGGAGAAUGUUGAGGAAUUUAAAGUCACAUAUGAUUCUUUUUUUUAAUCAGAAUCUAAAGUUGGAAUUUUCAAAAAAAAAAAGGGGAGGUGUUAUAUCCGGUGAAGAUUAAACUACAGGUAAAUUCCAAGGACUAUUCAUGGACUAAUAUUCUAUAAAUAUUCUUAUUGUAUAACUACUCAACAAUUACACUAUGGAUAUUUAUAUUCCUUUUAUAAUAAGCUUUAUUUUGAUCUAUAAUUUAUUAUUGUACGAUUUACGGUCCUUAAGUUAUGUUCAGUUUAUUAACUACUGCCUCCCUCAUUCACAGCCACUUUUUGGGCUUAUUUGUGUACAAUAUUAUUUCCUAUUUUAUGGUACGUUGCGGUUUGUCUGAUUGAUAUAUAAACCAAGUAUGUCUGAAAUAAAUGAUCUGGUCUGAUCUGCUCUGAUUCGGAAGCUGGUAUCUUGUUCUGGACUCAAGUGGAAGGGCUCGUAGGACAUAGGACCAAUAAGGACGCUAGACUGCCCACACCGGUUGAACGUCAUUGGUUGGCCUAGUGUGAAGAUUCGUAUAAGUCGUAUUCGGAUUGGUAGAUAAGUCGUGUGAUCGAAAAGUCAGACAUCCAAGGUCAUAACACUCUUCUUACAACUGUCAACGUUACAGAGCCUUGUCAUCUUACAUUCAUUAAUCUUAUGUCCUUGUCUAAGACAAGCAAAACAGAUACCCUUGCUUUUAGCGUGAGACCAUCGGUCUUGGACUGUAAGCGCUAAGAACUGUGGACAUUUAUCAAUAGCAUGGUCGUAGGAACACAUACUGCAUUUAGUUUUCGUCGUCGAACUAUUCCCUUGCACCGAUUUCACGUGGCAGUUCGUCUUCACGUUAUGUCCUUUUCUUGAACGGUUUGCUAACCGUCCAAAUCUACUACAAGCCACUCUUGCACGCGAUGCGAUAAACUGAGUGAGCUCGUCGAAGGUCGGUUCCCUGUUAUCUUCAGUCAAUUUAUCCACCCAGUCCGCCCACUGGGCUUGCAAAGAUUGCGGCAAGAGUCUCACUAUUCUUUCCAAGGUAACUAAGGAAUUUAGAUCAGAAGUAUAAUUCAUCUGCUCCAAGACCAUGGCACAGUUUUCCAUCUUAAUAGCCAAAUUUGAUAGUUGGUCCCCGUCAAUAUACUCAAAAUUCGCAGCACUGAAUAAGUCCUCUAGUGUUUCUCGAGCAAUUACGUGAGGCUGUCCGAAAAAACGUUUUAAAAUCUCCCUUGCUCUUUUAUAGCCAGAGGAUGCCUCCAUCAUGACGCAACCUUCAAUAGCUGUUUUAGCCUUGCCCUUACAGUAGUGUAUCAAAUAGAGUAAGCGC